GUGCAAACUGACAGGAAGGAAGAGUGAGUGCACUGUGACGCUGCUCACAGCUUUUUGCUUCUUGACUCAACUCAUCUCAGAAGCUUUGCCACCUUUUUCUUGAUAUUUCAGGGAUAGUGAUAUUGUGUUUUAGAAGAAAUUGAGAACUGAGAAGUUAAGCGACAUAGCCCUCCCUUCCCUCUGCACUGUGCCGGUCCUCUUUUCCUCUCCUCCCCCCUCCCUCUCUCUACAUAUCCUCCGUCUGGUCUUAGCUGUGGGGAUGAAUGCAGACGGAGACAGAUGGUACAGUAUAGUUAGUGUACUAGGAACUGAGGGUGAAGGAAAGAGUUCUGUGUCUCCCUGGACUGGACUAGGCUGAGAGAGGAGAGUGCUACCUGGUCAUGGGAUGCUGUAGUGUGACUCAGAGAGGAGCGCAUUCCGGGAUUGACGAUGUGGGCCCUGACGAGAUCGAGCUCCUGGAGAUUGACAACUCAGGGAUAUGGAGUCUAGGAGAGAGCAGGCUUCAGCUCUCCGUGAGGAAUGGAAAAGAUGGUCCACCCUCUCGCUACCCUUCAGUGAGACACCUCAACCAGGAGGUUGUGCUAUGGGGCAGGAGCAGAGAGGAGCUACACCACAGAAUCUACAACCAGCCCAUCCGUGACUGGGAGGGCCAACCUACACACAUGUAUGGAGAGAUAGUGCACUCCUCCCUGGUGUCUCUCCACAACAGCUACACACAGGAGACACGUGAACACUAUCUGGUGCUGUUCUCCUUCCACUUGUUGAUCCUAUCUCUGGACCACUCUCACCAUGAUUUUAUCUAUGAGGGCAUGCUGCCUCUCUCUGGACUGUCUUUCCAAGCCACUUCACUAGCCUCCAACUCGCAAACCAUGUUCCAGAUCAGUGGUCCAAUGGUGGACUCCAAAGUAUUCACCUGUGCCAGUGCAGCAGAGAUGAACAAAUGGAUACACCACAUGGAGGAGAGGAAAUACAAAUCCAUGAGCCAACUGCUAAGCCCCUCCCACUGUGCACUGUCUUACCUGGUACCCUGCGAUGAGAUCUGGAAGAAAGAGGAACUGAAAACGUAUUUACUGCAAGCCCCAAUUCAGCAGUGGGAAGGAGCCCCCAUCCAGCACAUGGGCCAGCCUGUAUACAUAUCCAUGGUCCACAUCAUCAACACACAGAGACAGGGACUCCAUCAGCAACUUCUAGUACUCUUCCCUCAAGAUGUCCUCCUGCUCUCUGUGGAUAACAAGAGCCUCAGUGUCAUAUAUGAGGGUAGAUUGCCUCGGAAAAGCAUCACAGCUGUGGAGAGGUCAGCAUUACCUGGGAGGCUGGAGUUCGAGUUAGCAGGUGAACUGAUUGAGCCGCUGCAGGUAUCUUGCACCUGUCCUGAAGAAUAUCAGAACUGGAUCUUCCAGCUACAACAGCCGGAAAAAAACCUCCAAGCUACCUCAAACCACCCAGCUCCACCUCUCAUGCCAAAAAAACAAAGGAGCAGAAAGGAGUCCCAGGAACCAAUGAUAAUUGCACAUUAAUGAGAC
Messenger RNA from Oncorhynchus masou masou (cherry salmon), 1523 nucleotides. RefSeq names its product probable pleckstrin homology domain-containing family N member 1. Gene Ontology annotation, molecular function: guanyl-nucleotide exchange factor activity. Lineage: Eukaryota; Metazoa; Chordata; Actinopteri; Salmoniformes; Salmonidae. Gene Ontology annotation, cellular component: cytoplasm; lamellipodium. The record is from RefSeq and is a predicted model, not a curated record. The transcript is spliced from 11 exons. The coding region runs from base 381 to 1517 and encodes 378 amino acids. Gene Ontology annotation, biological process: lamellipodium assembly.